This is a messenger RNA of Prunus avium (sweet cherry), 1340 nucleotides long. RefSeq names its product Tetrapyrrole (Corrin/Porphyrin) Methylase. Gene Ontology annotation, biological process: protein histidyl modification to diphthamide. Lineage: Eukaryota; Viridiplantae; Streptophyta; Magnoliopsida; Rosales; Rosaceae. The record is from RefSeq and is a predicted model, not a curated record. Gene Ontology annotation, molecular function: diphthine synthase activity.
AGUGGGAGUUUGAAACGUUGGUGUGGGUGGGUGGUACCUGGCUUUCCAACUAGGGUUUUUGCAAGGCGAGGGUUUUGGGAAGAGAGGGAUGUUGUACAUCGUAGGAUUGGGAUUGGGGGACGAGAAAGACAUCACUUUGAGAGGCUUAGAAGCAGUGAAGAAAUGUGACCAGAUUUUCAUAGAAGCCUACACAUCCCUCCUCUCUUUUGGUCUCUCUUCCGACGGCCUUUCCACUUUGGAAAACUUGUAUGGAAAACCAGUCACACUUGCAGAUAGAGAAACGGUGGAGGAGAAGGCCGACCAAAUUCUAAGUGCAGCUGCUGCUUCUGACGUGGCUUUUCUUGUAGUUGGAGAUCCUUUUGGAGCUACAACUCACACUGAUCUUGUUGUUCGAGCCAAGAAGUUGGGGAUUGAUGUCAAAGUGGUACAUAAUGCAUCAGUGAUGAAUGCAGUUGGAAUCUGUGGCUUACAACUCUACCACUAUGGAGAGACAGUUUCAAUUCCGUUCUUCACUGAAACUUGGAGACCUGAUAGCUUUUACGAGAAGAUUCAAAAAAAUCGUGGGCUUGGACUGCAUACUCUCUGCUUGUUAGAUAUACGAGUGAAGGAACCUACUCUGGAAUCUUUGUGCAGAGGAAGGAAGCAGUAUGAACCACCUAGAUAUAUGUCAAUAAACACUGCAAUUGAGCAGCUUUUGGAGGUUGAGGAGAAUCAAGGAGAAUCUGCAUAUGAUGAAAACACCAUGUGUGUUGGGCUUGCUCGGCUGGGAAGUGAGGAUCAGAAGAUAGUUUCUGGUACAAUGAAGGAACUGCAGUCGGUUGAUUUUGGAGCACCUCUUCAUUGUCUUGUCAUAGUAGGCAAGACCCAUCCGGUGGAGGAAGAAAUGCUGGAUUUUUACAGACUUAAAAAACAGAAUGUGGAAGAGAACGAUCAUGGCACUGUAUGAUUGUAUCUUUGGAAGGUGCAGUUGUACUUGCAUGUUCGUGUUUUGGAUUUAUGAUUUGUCCAUUCGUUUGCCUUUUCUCGUUGUAAAGCACUUAUUCAAGAACUAAAUGGACUUGACCUGAUCUAUCUUUCGACCGUACUGCAUGUACUGUUUGUAGCAGAGACAGAAGAGGAGGCUAUUCUUAAUUGGCGUCAAAGAGAGUUCAGAAGAUAAAUGGUUGCGGAUGCCACUUGCCGUCUGUCUUUGGUUCUGUUACCAGCUUCCAAGUCAUGCUGCACACUCCGAUUAGUUUUGUAAUGAGUUUAGUCAAGUUGCUGUAAUACACAUUUCAUGUGCCAUAUUAAUUUCACUUAUCUUGAAUUUUGAGCCAAAUAUAGUUGUCAUGAUAUUGAUC